AUGGUCGGUCAGUCACAUCCGCGGGCACCGAGAUCGGUGGAUUAUCGUGUAUUCGUCCGCGGCAAUUCCUCUACUGUGUGUGAUGCAAUGUCUGUGUACUCUAUGCAUGUUGCUUGUUUCCGCCCUUUGCACACAAGCAAGGCCUCGCCUCGCCUGGCCGGCUGA
This is a messenger RNA of Plenodomus lingam JN3, 165 nucleotides long. The record is from RefSeq and is a predicted model, not a curated record. Lineage: Eukaryota; Fungi; Ascomycota; Dothideomycetes; Pleosporales; Leptosphaeriaceae.